Molecule: messenger RNA, 1674 nt
Organism: Pseudovirgaria hyperparasitica
Lineage: Eukaryota; Fungi; Ascomycota; Dothideomycetes; Acrospermales; Acrospermaceae
Exons: 1
Coding region: 101-1357 (418 amino acids)
Source: RefSeq, a predicted model, not a curated record
UUAUCAUUCGGCCAGACUGUCACACGCACCGUCGUACGCGGAGCUCAGGACAUCGACAAUUCAUUUCGAUAGUAAUAAACUAGCACAAGCGUACAGGACGAUGGAGGGAUUCACACCGUUGGAGAGACCAAGAAGGUCAUCACUCAACACGCUACCACUGGACGCACAAGUUUUGAUGCUUCAAAACUCGCCCUCUUCGACCUAUCUUAUCAGUCCCACUUCACCAAAGUCAGUCGAUCAAAUCUGGGACGAAGGUGUUGACCGAAUUCGUGAACGGGAAAAGUAUCGCGACCAACGAUUGUCACCAGCAGCGAAUGAGAGACGUGUGGAACGAGGAUCGGAAGCCACAUUACUUGAUGUCAUUGCUGUAUAUCAGAACCGAAUCAGCUCAAUGGCGUUUUCUCCAAGGCUAGCAUCACAAUUCAGCCCGAGAAUGGUGCACAGUCCGUCUUUCACUGAGGCUAUACCUGAGGAAAAGGAAAAGGUUCGCUCAGAUUCUGCCGUUUCUGUCAAUGAAGAGAUGCAAGAUCGCGAAAGACCACGGACAGAUUCUCGUACGAUCCCGUCGCCACAGGCUUUCGCCACACCGAAAGAGUCUGAUACAUCAACAUCGACGAGAAGCGCUCGUCCUUGCUCCGCUCAUAGCAAUCGCGCCGUACAACGGCCAUGCUCAUCUUUCAGCCAACCCAUCCCACCACCACUCAAAACUGCGAAGUCCUUUCCCGCACCAGCUCCAGUCUUCGAUCAAGCCGAGCGCUUACCACGAACCUCGUCCCGCUACGCUCUCGCAUCACUCUCACCGCUACCAUUCCCACCACCAGGCCCUCUACCAAGCCUCCCAACAGAAUUCCAAAAAUCAACUCCAAAGCUCCUCCCAUCAGCACUCGCUCCUCAAGACAGUGUAUUCUCGACACCAUUUUCCUCUAGAGAGAACACCCCUCUACCGUCACCCAAAGACAUAUUCUACUUUCCCACCCCUCCAACUUCCUCCCACAGCCACCAUCAAUUCGUCCUCUCAUCCGAAAAUCUGGCAUCUUCCCCACCGUCAGGUUCGCCUCUCGAGCAUUCGCCGCUAGCGCUCAUGCAACCCAUUCAUCUCGUGCGCAGCGCGUUUGACGAUGAUGACGACGAGGACGAGGACGAUAGCCUUGGCGAUGAAGGGCUGGUGGAGAAGUGGAAGAAGAGUCUACAAUUGCGACGAAGCACGAGACGGACGCCCAGUGGCGACGUGCCAGUCAAGAUUUUGAGCGAGGAGAAGGAGAGGGUGUUGAGAGAGAAGCGAGAGAAGCGAGAGCAUGGGCGCAAGAGGAGUUGGAGAGAGGGAUGUGGGUGUUUUGGGCAGGCGGACGACGAAUAAUUACUUCUACUUGAUGGUUAUGGACAUGCUGGAUAUGUGUUCCCCGGACCAGACUGAAUUUCCUUUGUUUUGAUGGUUGGAUUUACAUGGAGCGAAGGAUGGGAUUCGACGAUACCACUGCCGCUACAGGGCGUAAUGAUCACGCAUAAUGGACUGGCCCGACAUACACGAACGACUUCGCUGCGGUUUCCUUUGUCAGGCGCUCAUGCCCCGAGUCUUUACCUAAAAUUGUUUGUAAUCACAUGACUUGUACGCAUAUACGCACAAUGAAGUCACCUAAUCAGUUUCUCGAUCGACUUGUCACUUCGCUGCUCUAU